This is a messenger RNA of Fonsecaea multimorphosa CBS 102226, 798 nucleotides long. RefSeq lists its product as uncharacterized. The record is from RefSeq and is a predicted model, not a curated record. Gene Ontology annotation, cellular component: intracellular anatomical structure. The transcript is spliced from 3 exons. Bases 1 to 798 code for a protein of 265 amino acids. Lineage: Eukaryota; Fungi; Ascomycota; Eurotiomycetes; Chaetothyriales; Herpotrichiellaceae. Gene Ontology annotation, molecular function: oxidoreductase activity, acting on NAD(P)H, oxygen as acceptor.
AUGGGCGGGAUGGGCGUCGUGGUGGCCAAGGCGAUAUUGCAGUCCGGAGCCGACGUGAUUGCCAUUGAUCGCGACGCGGAGCCAAAGCCUUCUCACAUGGAGGACCUAGAAACCACCGCCUCGAGCAGCGGGACCAUCGUGAGCUACCACGCCUGCGACAUCUCAAACCUCGAAUCCACCGCUGCUGUUUUCGAACACGCCGUCUCGUCGGCUCGAUACCCUCUGCGCGGACUGGUCAACUGCGCCGCCAUCGGCUGGAUUGGUCCGUCGAUCAGUUUCCCCGUCGAGGACGCGAAGCGGAUUAUCGAGGUCAACCUCAUUGGCACGCUGGUAUGCGCGCAGGCCGCGGCGCAGCUGGUCAGGAAACAGGGACGUGGCUUGUCGGCGAGUUUUGUCUUUAUCGCGAGUAUGAGCGGGUAUGUGGUUAAUAAGGGCACGCCCAACGCCGCCUACGCGGCCUCCAAAGCCGGCGUGCACCAACUCACGCGCAACCUCGCGUCUGAAUGGGGCCACUCCCCUUCCUCCUCCAAGGCCACUGGUGCCAUUGCCGGCGGGGACCCAUCAUUAUGCCCCUCGAUCCGCGUCAACAGCGUCAGCCCCGGCGUGAUCCGCACCCCAAUGACAGCGGGCCUGCUCGCGAACAGCGCCUUCGAACACCUGUGGACCGAGGAGACGAUGCUCAAGCGCCUGUCCACCCCGGAGGACUACAGGGGCCCGGUUGUUUUCUUAUUGUCCGACGCCAGCGCGUACGUCACUGGCGCGGAUCUCUUGGUCGAUGGCGGGUAUACGGGCUGGUGA